Molecule: messenger RNA, 2693 nt
Organism: Mesocricetus auratus (golden hamster)
Lineage: Eukaryota; Metazoa; Chordata; Mammalia; Rodentia; Cricetidae
Gene: Hpdl
Product: 4-hydroxyphenylpyruvate dioxygenase like
Exons: 2
Coding region: 1340-2455 (371 amino acids)
Biological process (GO): aromatic amino acid metabolic process
Molecular function (GO): 4-hydroxyphenylpyruvate dioxygenase activity
Source: RefSeq, a predicted model, not a curated record
GGGCCGGACCAGGAAGGACUUGUGAAAGCGGCGGAUCCCUAAAGAAGCGAGCUGCCGGGUGGCCCCGGAGGCGGGGGCGGGGCCGAUCGAGACUGUAGCCCCCUCCCAGGCAGGGUAGGAGGAGCUGGAGCCGAGGAUUUCCUAGCAUGCUACUGCAGUCGGAUAGGUUUAGAGUCGACACCUGCCGGAGAGGAGCUGUUCUACGACUUGGAUUCCUCAGCUUUCCGCACAGCCCAGGAUCACCCCUACCUCACCUGAGCCAGCCAACACCCAAGGCAGGAGUGGCAGGCAGCUUCCGCAGUACCUUGACCUUGCUCCCUGCCUGGGACUUUAUUUCCAGUGGAGUCCUUUGUUUCGUUUCUGUCCUGUGGCCCCAGCACGGGUAGCCCCAGCAGGAGGGCAGUCGUCAUGCUGAGAAGCCGGCUUGUGAAGGUUCCCUGGAACUCCAAGAGGGUCUCGAUUAGAUGUGGAAGUAGAUUUGAAGAGGCAGAUAAAGUUGAGAUUGCCCAGAUGAUUGGAAAGAUAUGUAAAUGCUUUCUCUUCUGUUUCUCCGCCCCGUUUUGGGGAUUGAAAAUCUGUAACUGCGCGGGAGGAGGGGAGGGAAACGGAGAGGGACCUGGAACUGACUUGUGAAGCAACCUUGUUUCUAAUUAAAUUUAAAAAUAAAUAAUAAAAAAAGAAAAUCUGUAACUGAACAUAUUUUAAUAUUGAGAAAAUAAAGUAAAACAUGAAUGGAGCACUAGGACUUCAACAUAAACUCCUGAGUCCUAGAGAAAAGGCACCAGACUAAGAAAUCCUGUGCUUGUGGAGGGACGAUUCGGGCUCCUCCCCCACUUGGGGAGAAUUUAGCUCUGAGGUCUCAAGAAGAGUGCGCCUGGCACCGAGUAAAGGUGGCUAUUGUGACUUCCCGGGCCCAGAAGGGGUGGCUCAGUGCCAAGGGUGUGAUCUGGUCCAAGGCCCUGGGAAGGAACUGCCCUUCGUCUCGACUGUACUCAAGGAGACGGUUCUGGGCGAGAGGGCGUGUCAAAGGCGGAGUCUCAGGCUCCACCCCAUCUCCGGGUCCGCUCCCCUCAGCGUCCACGUGGUUCUCAUACAAUUUACCCCCAGAGCCUGUCUGUGGUCCUCAGCCGGCUUGUGAUCGAGGUUGCGCUGCAGAGAGGAUCAUUCCCCCGACGUCUGACUGUGACCUCUGCCCAGAAAAGACCAAAGAACGCUCUCUCCAGGCAGACCUGGACUCCACCGGCUUCCAACAACUAGUCUUGGACCAAGAAUUUUGGAGUUUUAAACAAGUGAGCGGUCCCAGAAGGACAGGGACUGGUGACAGGCCAUUGGGAUCGCCAUGGCUGCGCCCGCCCGCCGUCUGUGCCAUGUAGCUUUCCAUGUGCCAGCUGGGCAGCCCCUAGCAAAGGACCUACACCGCCUCUUCGGCUUCCAGCCCCUGGCGGUACGGGAAACAGGCGGGUGGAAACAGUUGGCCCUGCGCAGCGGAGAUGCAGUCUUUCUAGUGAACGAGGGCUCGGGCCCGGGGGAGCCACUGUACGGCCUGGAUCCGCACCACUCGGUGCCCAGCGCCACGAACCUGUGCUUCGAUGUGGAGGAUGUGGACGGCGCCGCACGGGCGCUGGCGGCACUGGGCUGCGCCGUGCCGGUACCACCCACUAGCGUGAAGGAUGCACAGGGCACAGCCAUCUACACAGUGGUCAGCUCUCCGGCUGGUAAUCUUAGUUUUACUUUGCUGCAGCGUGCGGGCUAUCGCGGAUCCUUCCUGCCCGGAUUCAAACUGCUGCCUUGCACACCUGGCCCUCGCUGGGUCAGCCACGUGGACCACUUGACCUUGGCCUGCACCUCUGGCAGCUCCCCUACACUUAGGCGCUGGUUUCACGACUGCCUUGGGUUUUGUCACUUGCCGCUGAGCCCAGGUGAGGAUCCGGAGCUGGGCCUCAAGGUGACUGCAGGGCCUGGGCGAGGGGGACUAAGGCUUACUGCCCUGCAAAUCCCGACUGACAGCACCGUCCCCACCCUUGUUCUGGCAGAGUCCCUGCCAGGACCCACCAACAAACAGGACCAGGUAGAGCAAUUUCUAGCCCGGCACAGGGGGCCAGGCCUGCAGCACGUAGGACUGUACACUCCCAACAUCAUGGAAGCUUCUGAAGGGAUGAUGAAGGCGGGAGGCCGGUUCCUGACCCCCCCUGAAGCCUACUACCAGCAGCCAGGCAAAGAGGAACAAAUCAUAACUGCAGGUCACAAGCCCCGCCUUCUAGAACGGCAGGGAAUUCUGCUAGAUGGCAAUAAAGACGCGUUUUUGCUUCAGGUCUUCACCAAGUCCCUCUUCACUGAGGACACCUUCUUUCUGGAGCUGAUUCAGAGACUGGGGGCCACAGGCUUUGGCCAGAACAACAUUCGGGCACUAUGGCAGUCGGUGCAAGAGGAAGCUGCCAGGGCCCAGGGAGCCUGACUCUGGCUAGGUGUGGGUGUUGCCGCUAGUCCUGGGUUCUGGGGGUGACACACCUCAGAGCACCACACCUCCACAGGAUCACACCCCAGAUAAAGGCCAUCCGUGCCCUCGGGACCAGGUGCAGGUCUUCAUUCUAACCAGUACCUGCCAAUUCUAGAGCCUCUUGUUAAAAUCCAAAACAACACAUUUAGGAUAUAUAAAGAAAGAAUAAAGGAAUGAGAUUAUAAGACACAACCAA